AAAAACCCAGCCAAUUCAUUUCAGUUUCACACCACAAAAAAAUCGUUCAAAAAACAAAGGAGCUUUGGAGCUCUGGUUGCUGCUGCAAAAAUGGCUAAUAGUGAUUUUAGAAGAUUUGAACUAGUCGUUCGAUGGAAAUCGGAGAAAGUAGAAGAUAAUUUGGGCGUCAAAUUCGUUGGUGGUAGUAGUUUUCAGAUGACGAUUCCAUCCAGG
This is a messenger RNA of Linum tenue, 213 nucleotides long. The record is from the annotation of a GenBank genome assembly. NCBI's taxonomy places the organism in Eukaryota, Viridiplantae, Streptophyta, Magnoliopsida, Malpighiales, Linaceae.